CCGUUGCAACUUGCCAAGUAUUCGGACAGCGCAGAGAGAGAGAGAGAGAGGGAGGGAGGGUGAUGAGGGGUCAAAGCUCGAAACUUUCAAUCACACCCUAAUAAGAUUCUCUUGAAUUCUUGCAAUUGCCCGUGUCUUUGAGCUCUGUCUCUGUAAGUGUUUCACCUCUUUCUCUUACUCUCUGCUAUUUAUUUGAUUUUUGGUGAUUGAGAGUGAUGAUGGUGAGAGAGAGAGAGGAUUCAGAUGAGCUAUCCGGGGAAAAAAAUAGGGAGAGCCCAGAUGAGAAAAUGGAGUUUCAAGAAAGGGGUAUUGAUUUCCUUGGAGAAAAGUCGCCGGAUAAAACUAAAGUGAUUGGUGGUUUUGAUGAGAGGGCUGCUUUACAGCCAAAAAGGGCUGGGAAUUUUGGCUCCCAGGAGCUUACUCUUAGCUAUCUUUGUGAAAAUUCUAAACUGGGGUUUCCUGAGAAGGAUGUUUCAGGCCAAAACCUGCUGAAUUCUCUGAGUGGAAGGUAUAAGGGAAAAGAAAUAGUUGUUUCUGAGGAUCAAAAUGCAGAGGAUAAUAAUAACGUGUGGGUGGAAAGAGAUUUUCUUCAGUUGAAUGAGAACAGAGGGAAUUCAUCUAAAAGGGAAGCUGAAAAUGUGGAAACUGUGGGUGAGAAUAAGGAAAAGAAGCCAAAGGUUGAGUCUUUGAACCUUUCUUUGGCUCUUCCUGAUGUUUCCCUCUCCUUGGCUGGGUCUAACCGUGUCCAGAAUGGGGAUCUCCCAUCCCGGCUUAGGCCGAGUAGGAGUGUACAGUCACUGGGGCCAUCUUAUAACAAUAAUACACAGACAACGUAUUCAAAUGAUUUCACGGCAGCCUCGCUUUCGUACUCGUAUUCCCACCCCUUCUCGCACAACCCCAGUUGCUCUCUCACUCGGAAUUCGACUGAGAAUUAUGACUACUCAGUGGGAAGUCAUAGGAAGGAAUGUGAUCAGAUCUGGAAUUGUGGAGAGGGGACUAAUGGUUCUGUCCACAGUCGAUUUAGGCCAAUUGGAGAUGGGACUGUUGCAUUAUCCAAUCAUGGGGGUGGUGGUGGUGGAGGUUUUGGGAUGGGUAAUCGCAGUGGGUUUAGUAAGGAUUCAUGUAAUAAUAGUUUUUACAGGACUACAAGCUCGGACAAUGUUUCGUUUUUCCCAUCUGAGUUGCCAGCAAGACCAAGAAUAGAUGCUCAGUCAGGAGAUUCAAGGAUGAGAAAUUUGGAGAAUUUUAGAGAUUCAGAAGAUCAUGUGGUGAAAGUGCGUAAGCCUUCUAGACCUGAGAGGAUACUUAGAGAAGUUGUAUCUGAGUCUAUCCCAGCCAUGGCUCAGAUCUUUCAGGAGCUUACUGAUGAAACAAUUGAAUCUACUAAAGAGUACUUGAAGAACAUUAUCGAUAAUCCAGAAAGGAAAGAUGAGUUGGUUGGUUUCCAGAAGAGACUUGAGCGGAGAUCUGAUCUCACCAAUGAGACACUCUCAAAAUGCCAAAAGAGCCAGCUUGAAAUAUUAGUUGCAAUAAAAAUGGGGCUAGUAAGCUUUAUACAUGGCAAAAACAGACUCCCAGCAGCAGAAUUAGUGGAUAUUUUCUCACUCGAAAGGUGCCGAAACAUAAACUGCAGGAGGCUACUACCGGUUGAUGAUUGCGACUGCAAGAUUUGCUCGACAAAGAAGGGAUUUUGCAGUGAGUGCAUGUGCCCUGUAUGUUUGAACUUUGAUUGUGCCAACAACACUUGCAGUUGGGUCGGCUGUGAUGCUUGUUCACACUGGUGUCAUGCUGCCUGUGGGCUUGAGAGAAACCUCAUAAAGCCUGGUCCUUGCUUGAAAGGGUCAUCUGGGGCAACUGAGAUGCAAUUUCACUGCCUUGGCUGCGGGCAUGCUUCUGAGAUGUUUGGUUUCGUUAAGGAUGUCUUUAUUUCUUGUGCUAAGAAUUGGGGUCUAGAAAACCUUAUAAAAGAGCUUGACUGCGUCAGGAAAAUCUUUAGAGGAAGUGAAGAUCGAAAAGGAAAGGAGUUGCAUAUGAAGGCUGCUGAGAUGCUUACCAAGCUUCAGAACAAGAUGACAACUCCUCCCGAAGUCUGCAAUUCUAUGUUUCAAUUUUUCAACUCUACGGAGGUCUUCGUGGACAUGGGUUCUUCUAGCAUGCUUUCUAAAGAUUCUAUUGAUCAACCAAGCUUUGGGAAAGAUGUUUCUGCUCUUCCAUUAUCCAACUCUCUCACUCCAAAACCAUCAUUCUACAACAUGAACUCUUCAAGUGGACGACAAGAGUCGACACCCUUUGAUCUUCAUCACAAUGACAUCAAAGUUCCUAUCAUGAGUGACAAGAUAAUUGAGGAUGAAUGGUCAGUUAAGCCUGCGAAAAAAGAUGGUUUUGACAGCCUGGAAAGUCUCGUGCGAAUUAAGGAAGCAGAAGCCAGGAUGUUCCAGAGCCGAGCCGAUGAGGCACGGAGAGAAAUCGAGAGCUACAGACGGAUGGUGAGGAUGAAAACUGAGAAAUUAGAAGAAGAGUAUGCUGCGAAGCUAGCAAAAUUGUGUUUGCAGGAGACUGAGGAAAGACGAAGGAAAAAACUGGAGGAGCUUAAGGCAUUGGAGAAUUCGCACUGUGACUACUACAAAAUGAAGAUAAGAAUGCAAUCUGAGAUUUCAGGAUUGCUCAAGAGAAUGGAAGCAACAAAGCAACAGUUAGUUUAAUUCUUGUUUUUACCUAAUACCGUCCAUAGUUCUGUUUGACUCAACUAUAUCAGUAGUGUUGUUUGACUAUGGUAACGUAGGUUGCGAUCUUUUCCCAUCUUAAAGCCAUGAACGAUUUGUUUAACCUUUGUAUGUACGUUCUAUAAUGUCUUGCCAUUUCGGUUGUGUGAUGAGAAAGAAAAUGGUGAGAGAGCUGUUUGGUUGGUGUUCA
Molecule: messenger RNA, 2913 nt
Organism: Sesamum indicum (sesame)
Lineage: Eukaryota; Viridiplantae; Streptophyta; Magnoliopsida; Lamiales; Pedaliaceae
Gene: TTA1
Product: class I heat shock protein, putative (DUF1423)
Biological process (GO): maintenance of shoot apical meristem identity; regulation of gene expression; root meristem specification
Cellular component (GO): nucleus
Source: RefSeq, a predicted model, not a curated record